UGUCGUACUGCAUGGUAAAAAGUUGUAAGAACAACAACAAAAACAACAAAGAGUUAAAAUUUUUCACAUUGCCCAAAAACUCUUUAAAAGCCAAAGAAUGGAUUGAGGCUGCUGGUAAUUCAAUGGUUAAUAUGGAAAAACCAAAGUCUCAUCGAAUUUGUGCUAUACAUUUUGAGCAAAAAUAUUUGGUAAGGCAUCCACACGAAGUUUUGUAUGGUUUGUUACCACCUAAAGCCUACCGAGGCCUUACUGAGAAUGCUGUUCCAACUUUACAUUUGCCUGAAAGAUCUGAAACAUUAGAAAUGGUUGUAGAUCUACCAAAUGAAGCAACUUGUGCCAAAAGUACGAAAUCUACCUCUUCCUGCUCCAUCAACAAUGCGAAAGUGGAUUUCAGAUAUUAUUUUUGA
Messenger RNA from Brassicogethes aeneus, 407 nucleotides. The record is from the annotation of a GenBank genome assembly. NCBI's taxonomy places the organism in Eukaryota, Metazoa, Arthropoda, Insecta, Coleoptera, Nitidulidae.